AUGAAAGAAGCAUCAGCCUCAACCAGGAGCUCCAUCGGAGACUUCUCCAUCCUCCCCAUCUCCUUCCCGCCGACGCGAGCAUACCCAAAAGCCGCCCUGCACUACGUCUACGUGCGACGUAACGCCCCCAAGAUCCCGACGCCCGACGACGACCGCAGCCUUUUCCUGGCCAAUGUGCCCGUGGACAGCACCGAGGCGCACUUCCGCGCCGUGUUCGCCGCGCUCGCCGGCGCCGGCAAGUUUGAAAGCAUCUCCUUCGACGAUGACCGCAGGCGGCGAGCCGCCGAGUCGUCCUCGCUGCGGCCAUCACAGGCGCUGAGGCUGGCGCAGACAGCGCACGGAUCCUCGAAGAAGAGGAAACGCGGCGAGGCCGAGGAGGAAGAGGAGGAGGACGACCAGCAGGCGGCGCACACGCUCUUCGAGACGUGGCCGCGCCGGCUGCACGGCAGCGGUGGCACGGCGGUCGUGCUGCUGGCGGACGAGCGGAGCGUUGGGGUAGUGCUCAAGGCCGUUGGCAAGGUGCACAAGUCCAAAAAGUACCCCGUAUGGGGGGCCGGCGUGGACGAGUCUGCAGCGACGCAGCUGGGCGCCCCGUGGCUGCGUGAGCACAACAGGCUGUGCUUCCCUGACAAGGCGGCAGUGCAGUCGGCGGUGGACUCAUUCUUUAUUCUUUUCAACAAGCGCGAGAGGGAAGCGGCCGAGUUGGCCAAGAGGAUGCGCAGCGAGCCGGACGAGGACGGAUUCGUCACGGUGGUGCGCGGCGCGGGCAGGUCUGCUCCGGCACGGAGGGACGAGGCCGAGGAGGCGAGGCGGAGGUUGGCGGAGAGGGAAGAGCGCAAGAGGCAGGAACUGGGCGGCUUCUACCGGUUCCAGCUGCGCGAGCAAAAGAAGGCGGAGCAGGCCGACCUCAUCCGCCGGUUCGAGGAGGAUCGGAAGAAGGUAUCGGCCAUGAAGGAGAAGAAGGGCAAGUUCAAGCCGGAAGCAUGA
Pyricularia pennisetigena is the source of this 987-nucleotide messenger RNA. RefSeq lists its product as uncharacterized. Gene Ontology annotation, cellular component: CURI complex; UTP-C complex. The record is from RefSeq and is a predicted model, not a curated record. Gene Ontology annotation, biological process: rRNA processing; ribosomal small subunit assembly. NCBI's taxonomy places the organism in Eukaryota, Fungi, Ascomycota, Sordariomycetes, Magnaporthales, Pyriculariaceae. Bases 1 to 987 code for a protein of 328 amino acids. The transcript has a single exon.